AUGUCGACAGAGCUUCUUUGGUAUGGCGCCAAGCUGACCUCGACUGGAGAGCAGAAACAGUCAGAGCAGAUCAUCCAAAGCCGACUACACCAACGACAUCCAACAAACUCAACCACAGUAAACAACAGGAAGACUGUCACCGCAGCAUCCGCAGCACUGCUGUCCUUGGCCUCCGCUGUGAGCGCCCAGCAGCAGGUGCAGUCCAAACCAUUCUACCUGGUCCUCGACUACGCCGGCAAGUACAACGGCUCAGCUCUGGUCGCCUGCCACGAAGGCGCCGCCAUCGAAGGUCUCUGUGUCGGAGGAAAGCCAGGCGCCGACGCGUCGGCCGCGAGCACGUACCAAUUCAAUACCACUUUAGGCCAAGUCGGUGCCGACCCUAAUGCUGGCGAGACCGGGACCUUGACCUACGCACUUCCAGUCAAUGGCGGCGAUGAGACUUCGUCCGAGGGAAUGCAGCUGCUCUACAACCCAUCCUCCAACGUUGCUCUUCCGUUGUUUGAGCCCACCAACACCCCGACCCAGGUUGCUUUCGACAAGGAUAACCACAUGAACAUCCAGAGCUACAUCGACGAUACCGUUGUGCCAGCAAAGACCGGCACAGUGGCAUACUAUCGCUGGUACGUCUGCCGGACCUACUACGCCGCUUACCAGUACGAUGCACUGAGCUGGGUGGCCGGCAAGGACGCGCCGCAGAACCCAAGCUGCGAGAAGGUCGAGGUUGUGAGGCAGUUUGUCUGA
Molecule: messenger RNA, 741 nt
Organism: Fulvia fulva
Lineage: Eukaryota; Fungi; Ascomycota; Dothideomycetes; Mycosphaerellales; Mycosphaerellaceae
Exons: 4
Coding region: 1-741 (246 amino acids)
Source: RefSeq, a predicted model, not a curated record